Messenger RNA from Macrosteles quadrilineatus (aster leafhopper), 2944 nucleotides. Its product is annotated as misshapen-like kinase 1. The coding region runs from base 411 to 2732 and encodes 773 amino acids. The transcript has 12 exons. The record is from RefSeq and is a predicted model, not a curated record. NCBI's taxonomy places the organism in Eukaryota, Metazoa, Arthropoda, Insecta, Hemiptera, Cicadellidae.
CGCAGUCUGCCGGCGUCCAGUCGAGUCGCAGUCGCGCCCUUCCCUCUAUCAUCGCCCGAUUUUCCCGCGAUUUCUGGUUUGUUUGUGAAUAUAACCGGGCCGGUCCGGCGCGGCCGGUUGACAUUACACCCGGUUUAUGGUUCUAGUGCGUGGGCCGGCCGCCGCACCGUGCGGGAGGCGCUAUAGGCUUACAUGAGACAGUAACCAGCGUGAGUAAUGCGUCCUUGAACUUUAUUAUCAAUGGUUGAAGCUUUUUGUCACCAACGCACAUGAUAGGCAGUUUUGUUUGUGUGUUUCUGCAAACCACAAACUACUUAUGAUGGAUGAAUCAUAACAAAAGCCCGCACUGACUAUAGCCAGCUCAUGAACGCAGUACUCACGUGUAGGCCGAGGGAUGAGUGCAGUGUAGGAUGCCGCAAUGUACCCGUGUUCGCCGUACGUCCCGUGUACCGACCGUGCCGUGGGUCUCGCUACGGUCGCGUAGCCUCAGCGGUCGUCUACGGUCCAGGACUGUCAAGCACUUGACCCAAGCUCCGGUCCUCAAGCGCCGCAAACCCAAGCGUAAACCUAAGCGUCUUCCCACCAUCGAUCCCAUAGAAGAGGAGAGUUUCCUGUACGGCCACGCCUUUGAUGUUCUCCUGGCCCUUGGUCUGGUGCCGAGUCAGCAGCGCAGAGAGCAGGAGGACGCGCUCACUCUCAGCCUCAACAGGAUGCAUGUGAUGGAAGGAGAGAGUGAGAAGUGUUCAGAGAUGGUCGCUGAAAGUGCUCCCGAGCUGGUCACAUCCAAAACAACCAUUCUGGAGCUAAAAUUGGGCAAAGAGGAUCUACCAUCGGCCGAGCCGGGAGUGCCAGAACCCCCCACAGAGCUACUCACAUCUGUGGAACCACUAGUCAAUGGAACUAAUGGAAACCUCGAGGAGGAGAAAAGUGACUCUUGCGACAAAGACAAGCCAGCGGAGCCGGUGGUGAGCGUGAACGGGGACAGUGAGGAAAACAGUGCUAGUGUGGAGUGUAGAACUAAAGAGGAUAGUGCGAAGGAGGAGAAGGAUGAUGCCAAAGAAAUAAAGGAAGUGAAGGAAGCAAAGGAAAAAAAGGAAGUGAAGGAGGUGGAGCUGAAGGAGAGCAGUGGAGGAUGCAGUGAGGAGGAAGACAGACAGAGUGUCACAAGUAGUCAGAGCAGGAAAAGAGCAGCAUUAACUGAAGUGGAAGGAGAGGGUGAGAACUCUAGCAGUGAGAGUGACGGAGGAAGCAAGAGGCAAAGGUUGGAACCAGAUGAUGGGGAAGAUGAAAGAGAGAGGCUGGUGAGGGAGUAUGUGGAGGAGUGUACUGAGAGUGUGGACGAGAUGAAUCGAGCAGCAGACAAGCUGCAGAGAGAGAUUGGAGCCCUCGGAGAACUGCUGAGAGCCAAGGAGCUAGAGUGGAACAGUAUUUUGCGACUGAGAAAACUCAAAGAGGAGAUGUUAGAAAGGCUGUUGCGUAGAAGGAGACUGGCCAGUGUGUUGUCAGAGAAUGGAAUAAGAGAAGAACAGCCUCCAAACAAUGUGAGCAACAAACCGAAAGUCAUUAACAUCAACAACACUCAUCAACCACCGAGUUCGUCAGGUAACACAAACAACGGGAGUUUGAUGAUGGUUCCAAUAGUGUCGUCAGGUCCAGGACCCUACGGACGGGGUCCCCCCCGCCUGCCAGAGCCCCGCAGCAUGGCCCCGCGACCUCAGCAGCGACCCAUCCUGCCCAAACCGGGACCUCAGGAACCUAUCGUUGGAGAAGGAAGGCAAGGGCCAAUCCUUGAUGUUAAAUCCAUCAUCGCGGACUAUAGGUCUCGACACCCAGAGAACGUGCCCCGCCGAGGUCGUAGGAUGCGGGGGCCGGAGGGGGGCUCAGGUCCCCCCCCUGCUGUCAACACCAGGAUAUCUGGUAGCCCAGCCCUAAUGAGCAUGGCUAACAUGGCCCUCGGCUCCGGCUCCCAUGUCAGGGAGAACCCUCCUUUCAUGGGUCAGGAUAGUUCGAGGCCGUCGAGUGCAGACUCCUCACGUGGUAGCCAUCACUUAGACAUGCUCUCAGGCCCAGGCUCUGGUGGCUUGAGUUUUAAAGAUGCUCUUGUCCAAUUUGCCAAAAUGUCCCAACCCAACAAGCCACCACCUCCUCCCCCUCCCUACCCCGAGGUGACACUUCACCCUGUCUCUGCUCCUCACUCACCUCCGGCCCCACCUCCACACUCCUCUCUAUUGCAUGGUAUACUGACCAAGUCCAACCCGGGUCCCAGAGCUACCACUUUCUCACCCACCCUUGCCCGUCUACUCACUGCCCCUGAGAGGAACCCCACUUCUGCUCCCUUACCUCCAACACCUACCUUCCGACCACCGCACCAUCACGUGCCCCCCCACCAACGCGGAGUCAACAUUUCAGAAAUACUCUCCUCAUCCAAGAAAAAUCGAAAUGAAAUCACCAUCACCCCUGUUUCGGGAUCAAAUAAAACCAAAGAUGAUGUUGUCAUGCUGCAAGAUGAAGAUGAAGAAGGUGAUGGUGAUCGUCUGAUCAUAGACGAGGGGAGAGACUCUGGCAGUGCAGCAGGUCCGGGGGGAGAACUGCCGGAGAAUGUACCUCAAUGUCAGGGCUGCCACCAGCGGGCAGCACAGUUUGUGUGUGCUGGCUGCGGCAACCAGUGGUACUGCAGCCGAGACUGUCAGGUGAAUGCGUGGGAGGAACACUCAGAGAUGUGUUCAGGUUGAAGAUCCUCGGCUGACCAAUGAUGUGCCAAACGAUCUCACCCCCCUUUCCUUCCUUCAACCUUUGUAAAUUAUUGUUACCAGACCCAGUUCCCUGACCAUAUUGAUAAACAGUCUGUGUAUUUGUAAGUUAUAGUAUUGAACACCGGUAUUGUUAACUAGUUAGAGUCAGUACCAGCUUUAUUUAUUGUAAUAAAGCCUAUAUUUAAGCUGAA